GGGAGAGAGAUAUAGAGAGAGAAAGUGGGGUUCUUAUUCUUCUUCUUCUUCGUGUGCAUUUCCUCUUUUUCAAAAUACAAAAACAUUCUUUUCUCUCUCUAAACCGACCGACUUUCUCUCUCCUCUUUUGAAAAUCCUUUUUAAAAGAGAUUUGAAUAUUCUCCAUCGGAUAGAUCUCUUCAAGUCUCUAGGGUUUUUCUUUUUGUUGGAUUUGUUUGAUCGAUCGCUUUAGUCGGUUUAGAUUAGAGUUGAAAUGGAGGCGAUCGAGGAGUUGGGGCAGCUGUCGGAGUCGAUGAAACAAGCGGCGGCGUUACUUGCCGAUGAGGAUGUUGACGAAAACUCCAGUUCUAGUUCUAGACGGACUUCUACUUUUCUUAACGUUGUUGCGCUUGGCAAUGUUGGUGCUGGUAAAUCGGCAGUUUUAAACAGCUUGAUUGGACAUCCUGUUCUGCCAACUGGUGAAAAUGGUGCUACUCGGGCUCCUAUAAGUAUUGAUUUACAGAAGGAUGGUUCCUUGAGCAGCAAAUCUAUUAUGUUGCAAAUUGACAAUAAAUCUCAGCAAGUUUCUGCAAGUGCUUUACGGCAUUCUUUACAGGAAAGGCUGAGUAAGGGAUCAUCAGGGAAGAGUCGGGAUGAAAUAUAUUUGAGACUACGGACAAGUACAGCACCUCCUCUGAAAUUGAUCGACUUACCUGGCCUGGAUCAGCGGAUCAUGGAUGAAUCUAUGGUUAGUGAAUAUGCUGAGCAUAAUGAUGCUAUUUUACUAGUUAUCAUCCCCGCUGCCCAAGCGCCUGAAAUUUCUUCCUCUCGGGCCCUUAGACUUGCCAAGGAAUAUGAUGGAGAAGGUACCAGAACUAUUGGUGUAAUUAGUAAAAUAGAUCAAGCUGUGUCAGACCAGAAAGCUCUAGCAGCUGUUCAGGCUCUGCUGUUAAAUCAGGGGCCACCAAAAACUGCUGAUAUCCCAUGGAUUGCUUUGAUUGGUCAGUCGGUUGCAAUAGCUUCUGCACAAUCUGGAUCUGAGAACUCACUGGAAACUGCAUGGAGGGCAGAGAGUGAGAGUCUAAAGUCGAUAUUAACUGGAGCUCCUCAAAGCAAGCUAGGCAGAAUAGCUUUGGUGGAUGCUCUGGCACAGCAGAUACGCAAGCGUGUGAAAGUCCGGCUUCCAAACCUUCUUUCUGGGUUGCAAGGAAAGUCUCAAAUAGUUCAGGAUGAAUUAGUAAGACUUGGGGAGCAGAUGGUUGAAAGUCCUGAGGGAACAAGAGCUAUUGCAUUGGAGCUUUGCCGUGAGUUUGAAGAUAAAUUUCUCCAACACAUUACCACUGGCGAGGGUGCAGGUUGGAAAAUUGUUGCCAGUUUUGAGGGAAAUUUUCCUAAUAGGAUUAAGCAGCUUCCUUUGGACAGGCAUUUUGAUAUUAAUAAUGUCAAGAGGAUUGUAUUAGAAGCAGAUGGUUAUCAGCCAUAUCUCAUUUCACCAGAAAAGGGUUUGAGAUCGUUAAUUAAGGGUGUUCUCGAGCUUGCGAAAGAGCCAUCACGACUUUGUGUUGAUGAGGUACACCGUGUCCUGGUAGAAAUAGUUUCUGCUACUGCAAAUGGUACACCAGGACUAGGGAGAUACCCUCCUUUCAAGAGAGAGGUCGUAGCUAUUGCAACUGCUGCACUGGAAGGGUUUAAGAAUGAAGCAAAGAAGAUGGUUGUUGCGCUAGUGGAUAUGGAGCGGGCAUUUGUGCCUCCCCAACACUUCAUUCGUUUGGUGCAAAGGAGGAUGGAAAGACAACGUCGAGAGGAUGAGCUUAAAAACCGAUCUUCUAAAAAAGGACAUGAUGCGGAGCAAGCAUUAUUGAAUAGGGCGACUAGUCCUCAAACGGGAGGUCAGCAAACAGGGGGAAGUUUGAAAUCUAUGAAAGAGAAACCUAAUCAGGCAGAAAAAGAAGGACAGGAGGCUUCUGGUUUGAAGAUUGCGGGUGCUGAGGGAGAAAUAACAGCAGGUUUUUUGUCAAAGAAAAGUGCAAAAAAGGAUGGAUGGAGCAAGCGGUGGUUUGUUUUUAACGAGAAGACUGGGAAGCUUGGUUACACAAAAAAGCAGGAGGAGAGACUUUUUCGCGGUGUCAUCACCUUGGAGGAAUGCAACAUUGAAGAGGUUCCAGGUGAGGAAGAAGAGGAUAAGAAAGCCUCAAAGAGCUCAAAGGAUAAAAAGGCCAACGGACCAGAUUCUAAAGCUCCCAAUCUUGUGUUCAAGAUAACUAGCAAAGUCCCAUAUAAAACUGUUCUGAAAGCCCACAGUGCUGUUGUUCUGAAGGCUGAGACUGUAGCUGAUAAGGUUGAAUGGAUAAACAAGUUAUCAAAAAUUGCACAACCUUCAAGAGGACAAAUGAGGAAUGCGUCCCCUGAAAGUGGUCUUAACAUGCGGCAAAGUCUUUCUGAUGGUUCUCUAGAUACUAUGGCUCGAAGGCCUGUAGACCCUGAAGAAGAGCUCCGAUGGAUGUCUCAAGAAGUGCGUGGUUAUGUUGAAGCUGUCUUGAAUAGCUUGGCUGCUAAUGUUCCCAAGGCAGUAGUUCUUUGCCAAGUUGAGAAGGCCAAGGAAGAUAUGUUAAAUCAGUUAUAUAGCCGUGUCAGUGCUCAAAGCACGGCUAGGAUUGAAGAACUGCUUCAGGAGGAUCAGAAUGUAAAGCGCAGAAGAGAACGCUACCAGAAACAGUCCUCUCUCCUUUCCAAGUUAACACGCCAACUCAGCAUUCAUGAUAACCGGGCGGCUGCUGCUUCCAGUUGGUCUAACGGUAAUGGAGCAGAAAGCAGCCCCAGGACAAAUGGUCCACCAUCAGGUGAUGACUGGAGAACUGCAUUUGAUGCAGCGGCCAAUGGCUCCGUGGACUAUGGUUCAUCUAGAUCUAUGUCAAAUGGUCACAUUAACGGUGAUAUAAGUUCUGGUUCAAACUCGAGUAGCCGGCGUACUCCUAAUCGGUUGCCACCUGCACCACCGCAGUCUGGGUCUUCAGGUUACAGGUUUUAAUAGAAGGCUGCCUGAAUGUGAUCGAGAAUUAUAUUUUAAACACUCCCAUUUUGGUGGGUGAGAUUUCUCUGAAGCCCACUUGAGGAUAUACACAAUCCCAUGGCCAUUGAAAAAUCUAUUUAGAAUAUUUAGAAGAGCAGAAAGGGUGUUUCUGUACAUAAGACUACAUUUCCUCAAUAUCAGGUAUUUUUACGGCUUGUUUAGUUAGAAACAUGGAUUCAAGGUGUUCUUGAUAUCCAUUUGUUAUAAUUUACAGACGCCAUAUUCUUUUUCUUCUUCGCUCGAGAAACUUUAUUUUUUUCCCUCUAUUGUUAUUCCUUCCCCAAUUUUUUGGAUGCGGUAGCCUAUAGGUGUAUUUUUACUUGUAUCAUUUUUUUGGUGCCUGAUAACUUGUAACAUUUGGGAUCCUCUGGAGGUGAGUGUUAUAGUUAAAAACUUCUCAUUCUAAAA
Ricinus communis (castor bean) is the source of this 3457-nucleotide messenger RNA. RefSeq names its product dynamin-2A. The record is from RefSeq and is a predicted model, not a curated record. Gene Ontology annotation, cellular component: microtubule; cytoplasm; membrane. The coding region runs from base 254 to 3007 and encodes 917 amino acids. The transcript is spliced from 22 exons. Gene Ontology annotation, molecular function: GTP binding; microtubule binding; GTPase activity. NCBI's taxonomy places the organism in Eukaryota, Viridiplantae, Streptophyta, Magnoliopsida, Malpighiales, Euphorbiaceae.